AGAGUCAUCAAAUUUACUUACAACCUAUAAAGAUAAUUUAAAUUUCGAGUUAGAACAAAUGGAGACUAACAUCAGCAAAAAUUCGGCUAGUGUGUGCAUUAAAAAAAUUUGCGAUGUCGGUGAAAGUAUGGUAAACGAAAUUGAGCGCGAGCGCAAAUCAUUGUUAGAGCUGGAAGGGAAUGCUGAACGACUCGCUCGUCAAUUGGGUUGGCAAUAUGAGGCUUAUCAGCGAAGAACACAACAAUUUGAAUGUUUUAAACGAAACGUCGAAACCCUUCUACGCGUGUUAAGUGAUGUCAAUCUACUGGAAGAAGUUCAAAUCGAUACAGAAAAUAAGAUCCAGCAGCUUCAACAAACGUCCAAUUCCAUAACUAAGCACAAUUGGCGUAAUUUUAUCAACGAAACAACAGAAAACUUAUUAAAAGAUCUUUCCUCACUGUCAGACUUGUAAUACAUGUAUCUAAUUUUUUAAUUUUUUCUCAU
Rhagoletis pomonella (apple maggot) is the source of this 483-nucleotide messenger RNA. RefSeq lists its product as uncharacterized. NCBI's taxonomy places the organism in Eukaryota, Metazoa, Arthropoda, Insecta, Diptera, Tephritidae. The record is from RefSeq and is a predicted model, not a curated record. The coding region runs from base 59 to 451 and encodes 130 amino acids. The transcript is spliced from 2 exons.